GAGCAGGAGACAGCUGUUUUGGGCCGAACAGCCUGGUUUUAAUAUCUCAGAUGUGACUUUGUUGUCAUUGUUAGCCUCGCAGCUUGUCUUUCGUCUCUUUAGCCUCACCUGUUAGCAGCUUCCUCUGACCGUUUUGCUUUUGUCGGGUGUCCCGGGUCGUUUGUGGGUUUCGCGUUAGGAUGGUUUUGUCAACAUCACAACAAGUCGCCCUGGCUUUCACGGCCGUGCUUUUCACGUUUGUCGUCCUGCCGAGGUUGUUUGGCGUCGGCAGCGGGACCGGAGCGAAGGAAACUAGGUUUGACCCUCGCUACACCAGAAAAGGUCCAGGGCCCGGUGCAGUCAGAGGUCAGCCCAUCAACGUGAACGCCCCAGGCUCCCCUCAGAGCCCUGAGAACAUGCAACAGAUGAAGAAGCUGAUGGAACAAGAGCUGAAGAAUGAUAAGUACAAAUCCAACAGCAACAAGGGCUACGUGUUCACACUGAUGCCUCUCUAUGCCAUCGGAGUUGGAGUGUUUGCAGCCUACAAGUUUUUGAAGAUCAAGUCUGCAGAUGACCAGGCACAAAGGGACAAAUUUGCGAAAGGGGCAAAAAAGUCAGUGGAAGCAGAAAACCAGUUGAACGAGCUGGAACAAAGGCUAGCUCAGACAGAGAGGAUGCUCAAUUCCAUCCUCACCCAGCUGGACCCGCUCACUAACUGUGUGAAGUCAGUGGCCCAGGAGCAGAAAAACGAGAUUAUGUCUCAACUGCAAACCAUCCGGUACCUGAUGAAGAAGAGAGGAAUGGACUGUCCCCCCCUGAACAUCAACGAGGCGUCCUGCGAGCGUAAUCUGGACCACCUCAUUGAGUCCCUCGGGGCCAGUGACUCCUCGGCAGUGGAAGCGUCUGUGGUGGACAGUCAAACCUCUGGAGCAGCAGAGGCUUCUGAAAAAGUCUAUGAAAAGCAUUCAGAAGCUAAAGAUGAAGCCGCUACAGAAGGUGAAGAGAUGAAGGAGCUCAUACCAGAGGAAUCGGACGGGGAAGCCGAGAGAGAAGGAGAUGUGUUGGAAGAGGAGGAGGAGGAGGAUCGAGUAGAAGAGGAGGAAGAACAAUUGGAGGACUGUGAGCUCAUGCCUUCACUAGAGGAUUUUUGUGAGCCAAACACUGAGGAGGCGUUGCCUGCGUCCGGCCUGAGGCGACGCAACAGGCCUGAAUGACCUUACUGCAGGACUUCUGCACUGUAUAGAAAUGUGAUAGAUUAUUAUGAAUAUUUAUUAUCUGAAAGGCUUUUUUUCCAAAAUGCAUCAGCAACAUCUAAUGCAUUAAUUAAAAACAAUAACCUCAUAAGGAACGCUCUCUAACUAAACACACAGGGCUCUAUUUUCCUGUUGCACACACAAAGACCAACACAAACUAUAGAUUAUAUACACAAGGUCAGAGAGGGUAUUAUUCAAGUGCAUCUGCUAUAUUUGCUCAUAUGGGUGCAGUGAGCUGUGUGCAAAGCUGACAUUCCUUUUUUACAAUUGUCCGCUCAGAAGCUGAACAUAUAUUCUCAGCACUGUGUCAUUAUGGCAAUUUUUUUUUUUUUGCUCCACUCAGUUUUGCACCAUGUGGGCUGCACUGGCACAAAAAUACAGAGGAGACAGACAAACCACAGGGUGCUGAGUGUUGGGAUAGUGUUGGAGAGUUCCAACAGUUGUUGUUGAGUUGUUGUUGUUUGAGUCUUUGUGCUGACAUGAAAAUGGAGCCCAGAGUGUCCUAUACUUUCCUGUUGUCAGUCAUUUUCUAAUUCUAAUUAUCACCUUUAUAAACUUACCUGAUUUUGGAAUGAAAUUGCUUUAUACACGCUUUUGGUAACACUGUUAUUAGUUGAAGUUUGUACCUGUUUGAAAAUGCCAAACAUGUUAAAGCAUCUAUAAUCCAUGCUAACAGGGGUGGUGGUCAGUGUAAUCUGUUACUGCUAGUUGUCCCUUCCUUUUUCUUUGUCACAGUGGAUGUCUUGUCAAACACAAGUGCAUCUGCUACAUCUACUAACAAGGCUGCAUUCAGUUCAUGUGCCUGCUGUUGUGUAUGCUGGCUCACUGACAUGUCUUACUGGGACAGUUAAAUGGAACAAAACACCAUUAAUAUUAUUUGCUAUCACUUGUACUUUUCCUGCUAUGACAAGUCAAAAUGUCUGCUGUGAGAAAGGUCUGUUGACAUCAUUAUUUUACAGUGAUCAGUGCCACAAGACAUAAGUUUGAUGUUUUUAACGACCCGUCUUUAAAAACUAACGUCUGUUUGUCCACAGGCAACGUGCCAUCGAUGUUGCAUCUUAACCCUGCACCGUCCUUUGGUGUCACCCUCAGGUUGCUACCAGAAUAACAACAGUUCAACUAGAGUCAGCCAUGAUAGGUCAAAUGAAGGUAUGAGAAAAUUGCAGACACUGAUGUUUGUCCACAAAACGCAUAAAAGUCUUACCAUAAAAAAGGUCCACUUCCUUUUUUUAUUUUUGAAUAUAUACUAAAUUCUUUCUUGUCAUAAAGGGAUUGACAUUACUGCUGCUAGAUGUGAUGAGCCUACUUAGACUGCAGUACAUUAUUACCUACAUUUUAGAAGUGCAUGUUUUCCUCAACUUUCCAUAACUGUUUUGCCUGCACAAUGUGACUGCAUGAUAUUUUAAUUUAUUUAUUCACAAGAAAAGUGACAAUCAUUUGAUCAGCCAGAAACAUGAAUUCACAUUCAGUGUUUCUACAGCUUCACUGUUACAUUACUUUUUGUAAAUAAGCAUUCUUUUGUAUGUGUUUAUGUGAGAUAUUUAUUGGAUACCAUUGAAAGGAAUCAGUUCUCACGUUUGCCUUAUAUUUCAAUCAUUCUUUUCGAAAUUGUGAUUUAAAAAUCUCUGAUGAGGCUUUAAGGUUGUUUACAUGUUGUCUGUUGUUGGGUAACAUACAUCAAGUCAUCAGGGUGCAUCUCUAAAUUUUACAAAUACAAUGAGCAAAAUUAACCUUCUAAUUUGUGCUGAUGUAAGUUAAUUCCCAACAAUGCAUUCAUGACUCAAAUUAACUAAUUAUUCUCCAUGUAUUAUCUCUCUAUGUAACAUCAUUUUUACACUGUAUGUCCCUGCCUGUUACAGAUCAGCACAGUUGAGGAUAAUACUGUCAUUUCACUUAACUUUGCAGUACCUGAUAGUAGCCCAAAUGCUGAUGUAGGAAAAUGUGGUAAAAAUCACAAAAUAGUAGUAAUGAUUAUUUUUGCCAAUAUUAGAUGUCCCUGUAAUGUAGAAUUUAUUGUGUAAUAACAUAGAACCCAGUCUUAUUGUUGUGCAUCCCACAGAUCAUUGCCUUAUGUUUGGGAUGAAAUAUUUGACCUGUUCACUUUGCACAUUAUGUUUUCCUCUGCCUCGUAUUUUCACUGUUUUCACUUCUCAGUUCCGGCUCUUAUGUUGAAAUUAUUGCCACAUCUUGGUACCACAGAUCUUUGCCUUAAAUUGUUCUGCAGAUGUUUUGUUUAAAUUUCUUCCCCUUUAACCAUAGUUACCUUUCUGUGUUGAAUGUUGUAUGAUUAAUGUGGGAGUUGAGUGAAAAAAAACAAAAACAAAACCUCAACUUGCCUUAGUAGAAAAUAAAACCCAAAAAAAGUGAUGCGGUUGAUCUUGGUGACAUUUGAAAGCAAAAUGGUUAUUAAGCUUCAACCAUGAUAAUACCUUGAUACUAAUGCUAGAGAUAUUGUUUGGAGACUCUUUUAAAUCUGACCUUGCUAUAUUUUAUUUUUAUCGGGUCUGUGAAGCCUCUGAAACCACCAGAUCUUUUGAGUGGAAGGGAAAGUUGUAUCAUUUAAAAUGAAGAAUGAAUU
Toxotes jaculatrix (banded archerfish) is the source of this 3810-nucleotide messenger RNA. It is a transcript of the gene ccdc107, whose product is annotated as coiled-coil domain containing 107. The record is from RefSeq and is a predicted model, not a curated record. Gene Ontology annotation, biological process: protein localization to cell surface; synaptic transmission, cholinergic. Gene Ontology annotation, cellular component: neuron projection; intracellular membrane-bounded organelle; neuronal cell body. The transcript has 6 exons. Bases 180 to 1193 code for a protein of 337 amino acids. NCBI's taxonomy places the organism in Eukaryota, Metazoa, Chordata, Actinopteri, Toxotidae.